Molecule: messenger RNA, 862 nt
Organism: Biomphalaria glabrata
Lineage: Eukaryota; Metazoa; Mollusca; Gastropoda; Planorbidae
Exons: 2
Coding region: 65-862 (265 amino acids)
Cellular component (GO): nucleus
Molecular function (GO): DNA binding
Source: RefSeq, a predicted model, not a curated record
GGGGAAAGGGGGGUAAAACGUACCACUGUUUAAUUCGUACCACCGAAAAUUUUCAUAUUUAGAAAUGGUCUUUAAAAAUAAAAAACCUGGCAUAUUGACCUACAACUAUAGCGUCAUCAUUCAUGUUAAUUUUAUGGAGCUUAAUCAAAAGACACCAAAACGGGGCAGAGCUUCAACCUGGUCCCCGGAGGAUCUUCAGAAAGCCUUAGAGGCAUUGAGGAAUAAAUAUGGUCUCAAUGAAGUGUCUAGACUUUACGGUUUACCUAAACCAACUCUAAAAAGACACUUAGAUGGAAAAAACAAGUUUGCGAAUGGGAAUGUAGUACAAAGAGGUAGAAUGACAGUUCUCCCAGCAGAGCUUGAGAAUGAACUUGUCAGUCACAUCAAUCAACUGGAAGGAAUGCUGUUCGGCCUGACCAGAAACGAUAUAAGAUGUCUUGCAUACCAAAUAGCAGAAAAAAAUGGCUUGUCUCACAGAUUUAAUAAAACAGAAGGAAUGGCAGGAAAAGACUGGUUUAGAGAUUUUAAGAAACGUCACAAUCUGAGCUUGCGACAACCUGAAGCAACAUCUCUUGCGCGUAGUACCGGUUUUAACAAGAUAGCAGUUAAUAGAUUUUUUGACAAACUUGAAAGCAUCAUUACAGAAAAUAAAUUAGAUGCUCUUAAGAUCUUCAAUACCGAUGAAACAGCGCUCUCAACUGUCCAGAAAAAACAGCAAAAAGUGGUGAGCUUGACAGGAAGGCAUCAGGUGGGGAAGUUGACCAGUGCAGAAAGAGGUCUUACCACUACAGCAAUAUUUUGCGCUAAUGCAGCAGGAAAUGCUAUUCCACCUAUGCUUGUCUACAAGCGAAAACGGAUGUAG